AAAUGAUCAAUUCUGACGCCUGACGCCUGGACCUGACUACCUGAGUACUAAAUAGUGAAUACUGAAUACUGAUUAAUGAUUAUAGACUAGUGUCUACUGUCUGUCUACUAAAUAGCGAGUACCUACUGACAGUUUAAGUAAUUUAAUCGUUUAAUAAUUGUAAAUUCGUCUCCAAGUCUUACCCUCUUAAGCCAUGGCAGGUAAAAUGAUUGAUCUGAAAAAUUUGAACGUGCAGCAACUUGCAAAAAUGAAGGAACAGGUAUACAAAGAAGUGAGUUUAAUACAAGAUUCGUUACAAUCCUUGAAGAUGGCACAGAAAAGGUACAUUAGUUCACAAGAGGCGCUGGAGAGUGCCAAAGGACGAGCAUCAGGUACAUCUAUGAUGAUUCCUUUGACCAAGUCCAUGUACGCCGCUGGACAAUUAGCCAAUCCCGAGCAUGUGACUGUGUGCAUAGGUGCUGGAUAUUUUUUAAAGCUUGAGAUUGAAGAUGCAAUUCAAUACUUCAAAAGACGUGUCAACUUCCUUGUUGAACGAAUGGAAGGCAUCCAACAGAUUGGUUUAGAAAAACAAAAGCUACAAAAUGUUGUUACUGAAGUACUAGAGAUGAAAUUACAACAAGCUCAAACUGAAAAUAAAUAAAUAACAGUUAUACUAACCUUUUUUAAUUACUUUUACCUAACAUUUAAUUAAAAUAAAACUA
Melanaphis sacchari is the source of this 701-nucleotide messenger RNA. It is a transcript of the gene Pfdn5, whose product is annotated as prefoldin subunit 5. The transcript has a single exon. NCBI's taxonomy places the organism in Eukaryota, Metazoa, Arthropoda, Insecta, Hemiptera, Aphididae. Gene Ontology annotation, cellular component: cytoplasm; prefoldin complex. The coding region runs from base 194 to 640 and encodes 148 amino acids. Gene Ontology annotation, biological process: regulation of DNA-templated transcription; protein folding. The record is from RefSeq and is a predicted model, not a curated record.